This is a messenger RNA of Epinephelus fuscoguttatus (brown-marbled grouper), 2965 nucleotides long. RefSeq lists its product as uncharacterized. Gene Ontology annotation, biological process: T cell costimulation; immune response; positive regulation of T cell proliferation. Lineage: Eukaryota; Metazoa; Chordata; Actinopteri; Perciformes; Serranidae. The transcript is spliced from 4 exons. The record is from RefSeq and is a predicted model, not a curated record. The coding region runs from base 65 to 703 and encodes 212 amino acids. Gene Ontology annotation, cellular component: external side of plasma membrane.
CGAGACUUGUACACACACAGCUGUUCCCCGCCUGAGCCCAGAGGACACUUCAGAGGAGUGAACGAUGAGUUUAAAAACAACUUCUACCCGUUACAGACUGCAGAGGACAUGUCCAAUGAGUUUACAGUUUCUGCUCUGGGCAGUCCUGGUGUACAGAUCUGACACAGUGAGCUGCCGCCUGAAGGUCGACGGUUGUGUCGGAGGAGACGUCCUGCUGCCGUGCGUCUACAGCGACUCUCUACCACAGACAUUCUCUGUCUACUGGAGCGACAACGACAACAACAUCGUGCUGGACAUCCACAGCAGUGUCCCCGACCUCUCAAGCCAGCACGUGAAGUUCAGAGGUCGAGUGUGGAGCGACCCGCAGCUGUGCAGGAAGGGGAACUUCUCCAUCGUGAUGAAGAACGUCUUGCAGUCUGACAGCUGUCCGUAUGACUGUUACAUCCCGUCGGUGAACUUCCACCAGAGGGUGGCGCUCUCCGUCUCAGGUACAUGUGGAGCGUCAGGUGGAGGUACUACAGUAACACCACACCCCUUCCUCACGGUUCUGCCUCCUCUUCUUCUGUCUCUGAUGUGGACGGGUUUAAAAUGGACAGAAAGUCUUUUCCCACAUCAUUUCAGGCCACAACAAGACUCUGAGGACAGACACGUGUCACACCUCACGCUCAAGGGUUUAGUUAAAAAAGAGUUCUAUGUACUGUAAGGUCGCGGCUGAAAGCACCAGGAACACCACGCUCUGCCAUUUUAACACCAUUACACACACAGACUGAGUGCCGCAGUCUGGUUCUUCAUUCAUUGGCCACGAGCUGAAUCAGCCUCAGAGGUCCCUCCUCUCUAAAGCAAACUGACCAGCUGAUUUAAACCUGUAAAAAUGCUGAACAGAUGUUUUAAUGUUGUAAAUCGGUGAAAAACCAUUUAAUGAUGCAGUUCAGCUGCUGAUUGGACAGGGAGCUGCUGACAUCACUCGCAGGGCUCUUCAUUUUGUGUUUGAAUGCGUAACGUACGAAGGCUUUGUGGCUUUUUUUAAUAUUUGUUUCACACAUGAAGGAAACGUAGCCUUGAUUGUUCGCCUCGUACAUAUCUAUGCAAACAUGUUUUUAUUAUUUUUGUACUUAAAGUACUUGAACACAGAGAAACUUUUUUAUGACCUGUGAAGCUUGUUUUUUAGUUUUUUUACUUUUUUUGUUGCAGAAAACGUUUAAGUUUACAUACACAUUAUUUAUAGAAGGUUUAAACUUUAAACAUUUAAACGGUCCAGGUGGAUUUCCUGUUUGGGAUAUUUGUAAAUGCAGCUGGGUUCGGGUCUGAAGAGGGUACGUGGUUACGAAUAAUGAAUGAAUGUUGGUUUGUUAUUGCAGCAGCUGACAGGAAGUAAAGAGAUCUUUCACUAAGAUCGAGCUGACCCACUCUUAACAGUGUUCUAAGCGACCAAACGCUCACAGAUCCAGACGCGGCAGGAACAUUGAUAUUAUACUAAGCAAGGAGACGUUAAAACAGUGCGCACCGUAUAUGUUUUGAUCUAUUUCAUACUUCAGAUUUAUAUAGUUUAGCGUUAAUUGGUGACAGAAAAGAACGAAUGUUAUUCUGCAGGGAAACGCGUGUCCUUACUGUGCAUAUUGAAUCUUGAAUCUAUGUUUUAUGGAGACCCUGUGUGUGCUCAGAGUUGUGGCACAAGUUACGCACCGAAAUCUGGCGGAAGAAAAAUAAGUAUGAGGAAUAACACGUGUGUUCUUGUAUGUGUUGUGCACAUCAGGCUGGAAGAGGCAUGUGCGUCAUGCUUGAGGCGCACAUUACACCCACGAGUGUCUCGCUGCAGGUGCAGGUGAUAAUAGAGGGCCGUCGGGUGAGGCCACCCCGCAUGUGGACGCCGGGCCUUGCUGGUGCGGUUUGGCGCACGGGAACAGGCCUUGAGCUUGAGAGUGUGCAGGGGACGUCUUCGUCGGCAGGCUGAUGCUGAGGGGCAGGGAGGUUGGUUGAGCUGCUCUGGCCCCCCUUCCAGAUGACUCAUCCUCACCCGUGUCACUGGGGGACCAGAGGCCCUCGUCCCUCAGGUCAUCUAGCAGGGAAUUAGUGCGUUAGGUAGCAGCGCUUUGUGUGACUUAUGCGCUGAUGAAGUGGUGGGUGAUCGAUGUGCCUGACAUCGAUUGAUUUAGUUUCAGCACCGCGGUAGUGUUCAGCUCCUGUUAAGAGCGAUCCUAAGAAGGGCAUUAAGAAGGCAUCUGGAAAACACUCGUAUCUUAGCGACCCUUCUUACCAAAGACAUUCUUAACUGUGCUGUAAGUCCUAAGAUCACUCUGAACUGGGAAACGCAGCCUUUGACUGUGACAACCAUCCCUGACUGUGACAACCGUCCUUGACAACCGUCCCUGACUGUGACAAUAGUACCUGACUGUAACAACUGUCCCUGACUGUGACAACCGUCCCUGACUGUAACAACCGUCCUUGACAACAGUCCCUGACUGUUUCAGCCAUUGGUCAUGUGACCAUCGGCCUGCUAAGGUCAUAGUACUGUACGGGCUGUAGAGUCCAGUCUAGUCGAAUUAAGGGAAUGUUUUUCUGGAAGUCUGAUGAGUCCAGCAGAAUAAUGGGAAUAAAAAUGGACGUAUGGAAGUUAUGUAUUCAUCCUGUAUUUGUCAUAAGAUUCCAUUAAUUUGCCAGAUAAAUAGCAUGUGAUGAUGUGCCAUAUGGUGAGGCAACUAAAGGGGGUUCCCGCUCUUUCAUUAUUUUCUACCCAAAUAAGUUAAUUAUUAAAAGGUACUGUUUUUAUAUUGAGGAUGUGUUUUUAAUUUAAGGGCAGUUUUUAAUCUGACCAAAUGUGUGUCAUAUUUGCACUAAACAAUGUCUUUGUCCUUUUCAUGUCAGUCUGAAGCUGUUUUGACUUUUGUUUUACUGUAAAACAAUAAGUGUGUGCAUGACGUGCACUGAUUAGCUAUUUAAUUCUGAAAUAAAUAUCUUAAUCUUUAAA